GGGAAAGAUUACAGGCUCUGGAGACUGCCGCGAUUUCGGUUCCAGGGCACGGGCUGAGCCACAGUAGAUCAUGGCUCAGGCCUCGUUUGGUGGUAGUUCCCUGGGCAGCCCCGAGGAGCAGGCGAGCUUCCGUAAAGAUUCGAACAAGAGUGUGCAGAGUGGCCGACACGCUUAGCACCCCCGUAAAAUGCAACAAUCUUUACGGAGGGGCCGGGGCGUUAGAGCGGCAGGCGACUGCAGCUCGCGAGAAGCUUUAAGGGCUGUCCGCUGCGGCGCUGAACCCCGGCGCGGCGGAGGCAGCGGCUCAGCGCUCUAGGAAAGUUCGAUCGGCUCCUGGGAGGCUUCCGGCGGCCUCAGACUGUUCCGACGAGAUGUUGUCGCGAAAGAAAACUAAGAGCGAAGUGUCCAAAGCGGCCGAAGUGCAGGGGAAAUACGUAAAGAAGGAGACAUCGCCGCUGCUGCGGAAUCUUAUGCCUUCAUUCAUCCGUCAUGGUCCAACGAUUCCAAGACGAACUGAUAUCUGUCUUCCAGAUUCAAGCACUCAUGCCUUUUCAGCUACUGGGGAUGGAGUAGCUUCCAGAAAUCAGAGUUUUCUUAGAACUCCAAUUCAGAGGCCACCUCAUGAAAUCAUGAGGAGAGAAAGCAACAGACUAUCUGCACCUUCCUACCUUGCAAGGAGUUUAGCGGAUGUCCCUCGGGAAUAUGGUUUUUCUUCUCAGGGUUUUUUAAUGGAAGCCAAUGCUACUGUUGAAAAUGGUGACACUAGUUCCUCUUAUUAUUAUUUGGAUAAUUUUUUCAAUGGUCAGAGGAGGCAGUUGCCUGGAGAUCGUGUACAUGAAGACUACAGAUAUGAAUACAACAAUGAUCUCUUCCAAAGAAUUCCACACAGUCAGGGGAAGCAUGUGUCAGCCAUUGGGAAGGUUGUUGCUACAUCUUUAGGGAAUUUAAACCACAGUUCUGAAGGUGUACCCCUUCCUCCUGGCUGGUCUGUCGACUGGACAAUCAGAGGAAGAAAAUACUACAUAGAUCAUAACACAAACACAACUCAUUGGAGCCAUCCUCUUGAGCGAGAGGGACUUCCUCCAGGAUGGGAGCGAGUUGAGUCAUCAGAAUUUGGAUAUUAUGUAGACCAUAUAAAUAAGAGAGCACAGUAUAGACAUCCAUGUGCUCCCAGUGUACCCCGGUAUGAUCAGCCUCCUCCUGUAACAUAUCAACCUCAACAAGCUGAAAGAAGCCAGUCCCUUCUGGUACCUGCAAAUCCAUAUCAUUCGGCAGAAAUCCCUGACUGGCUUCAGGUUUAUGCCCGGGCUCCUAUGAAAUAUGACCAUAUUCUGAAAUGGGAACUCUUCCAGCUUGCUGACCUCGAUACAUACCAGGGAAUGCUAAAGCUGCUCUUCAUGAAAGAACUGGAACGUAUUGUUAAAUUGUAUGAAGCAUAUAGAGAAGCUCUUCUCACAGAGUUAGAAAACCGCAAACAGAGACAGCAAUGGUAUGCCCAACAACAUGGCAAAAAUUUUUAAGCUAAUUUUUAAUGAACAUUUGUGAAGUUUUAUAAUGACUUGAAAAUAUUUUUACUUUUUUAAAAACUGUUUUGGCUAAGAAAAGCAGCUUUCAUUUUGUUGAUAUUGCACUAUUGAAUGUAAUUCUACAUGUAUUUGGUUUAUAGAAUAAAAAACUCCUUUUAUUGAUUAAAAAUAAA
This is a messenger RNA of Trichosurus vulpecula (common brushtail), 1699 nucleotides long. RefSeq names its product salvador family WW domain containing protein 1 (gene SAV1). The transcript is spliced from 5 exons. Lineage: Eukaryota; Metazoa; Chordata; Mammalia; Diprotodontia; Phalangeridae. Gene Ontology annotation, biological process: hippo signaling; apoptotic process; regulation of cell population proliferation. Bases 372 to 1520 code for a protein of 382 amino acids. Gene Ontology annotation, molecular function: molecular adaptor activity; protein binding. The record is from RefSeq and is a predicted model, not a curated record.